AUGCCCAGGAAGGAGCUGGGGAUGGCUGGCUGCAACUCUGGCAGCUGUGACAGCAUGGUCAGCACCACCUCCAACCACUCCCAGCGGAGUGACAACAGCUAUGACUAUUUAUCUGUGGAAGAGAAGGAGUGUUUGAUGUUCCUGGAGGAAACCAUUGGCUCUCUGGAUGCAGAGGGGGACAGUGGGGUGUCCACGGAUGACACCGACUACGGGGAGCCCUCCAAGCCCAGGAGAGGCCCUGUGCCCCGGGAUUUGGGGAACAAGACUCCCCCUGCAAGCAGAGCCCAGCAGCAUGGGGCUGAACAGAGGAGUGGCAAAAUCAUCCCUGCCCCUUCCAGCUCAGCCCCAGCAGCUGCUCCAGGCCCAAGGAACAUCCCUGCAGCAAAUGGAGCUUCUGGCAGACAAGGAGGUGUCCCCACGGUGCCAGCAGGAAAACCAGCCCAGGAGGUGCUCAAGGAGGGCAGGCUGGACCUAGGAAGCCACACCAAGUCCGUGAUUAUCCAACCUCCAGACCCCUUCCAGGAUGAGCUGGAGUGGUCACGCAGCCAGCGCUCAGAUGCCAAGGGGGAGGCACCCAAGGAGACCAAGACUUGGACUUCAUGGGGCCACCUGGAGAAAUCCACACUGGAGGAGGCCCCUCAGGACCCCGAUGCCAAACGUGGGCCUCCGACCGCCCCCAAACCGCGGAAAUUGCCACCAAACAUCAUCCUGAAAACCAGCAGGAGCAGCCCCGUGCCGGAGCAUAACCAGAAGGUAAAAACAGCACCUCCACCCUCAGCCACCUGCCAGGCCAGCCCUGCCAGCGACAGCACUGCUGAGAAGGGCAAUCCAGGCCACCUCGACCCCAAGGAGAAGGAGAAAGCCCGAAGGGAGGCCCUGGAGAAGCUGGGACUGUCCCAGGACAGGCGGGAGCCCAGCGCCCACCUCCAUCCCCAGCCCAGGGAGGCACCACAGCCUGGCACAGGGAUCCGCCAGAUCCCCUUCAAAUCCAACACGCUGGAGCGCUCUGGGGUGGGGCUGGGCAGCUCCAUGGGCGGCCCCAAGGAGCAGAACGGGCGCGGCAGCAGCAGCUCCCUGGGCAAGAUGUCCUUCAUCGAGCGCCUGGCGCCCAGCUUCCUCCGCAGCCGGCCCCGGCCCGCCUCCCUCGGGGCUGGGAAGGACUUUGGGGGCCCCAAGGAGCAGGAGGAGAAGGACAAGAGCAGCAAGAGGAGGUCCCACCCUCUGCCCAGCUUCCCCAGGCCGCCGCGCUCCGCUGUCAGCGUGAAGAUCUCGCCCAAAGGCGCGGCCGACGAGAACCGGCGCGAGGCGCUCAAGAAGUUGGGGCUGCUCAAGGAGUAG
Molecule: messenger RNA, 1338 nt
Organism: Melospiza georgiana
Lineage: Eukaryota; Metazoa; Chordata; Aves; Passeriformes; Passerellidae
Gene: C23H1orf116
Product: chromosome 23 C1orf116 homolog
Exons: 3
Coding region: 1-1338 (445 amino acids)
Source: RefSeq, a predicted model, not a curated record